AUGCAAAAAAUAAACGGAAAGAAAGAAAAGAUCAACUGUAUACUAUUGUUUCAUUUUCUUCCUCAUACAACUAUUAUCUCCUCUCUCAUCUUUCUUUCUUUAUUUCUUUCUUUUGUUUAUUUCUUUCUUUCUUUUGUUUAUUUUUCUUUUCUUUCUUUCUUUCUUUCUUUCUUUCUUUCUUUUGCUUGCUUGUUUCUUUAUUUCGAUUGUUUAGUCUUUCUUUCUUUAUUUCUUUCUUUUGUUUAUUUCUUUCUUUCUUUUGUUUAUUUUUCUUUCUUUCUUUCUUUUGCCUGCUUGUUUCUUUAUUUCGUUUGUUUAGUCUUUCUUUCUUUAUUUCUUUCUUUUGUUUAUUUCUUUCUUUCUUUUGUUUAUUUUUCUUUUCUUUCUUUCUUUCUUUCUUUCUUUUGCUUGCUUGUUUCUUUAUUUCGAUUGUUUAGUCUUUCUUUCUUUUUUUCUUUCUUUGGUUUAUUUGUUUCUUUCUUUUGA
Acanthosepion pharaonis is the source of this 486-nucleotide messenger RNA. The record is from the annotation of a GenBank genome assembly. Lineage: Eukaryota; Metazoa; Mollusca; Cephalopoda; Sepiida; Sepiidae.